AUGGAAGGACGAUGCCAAUGCUCCCAGGUCCGCUUUACCACUCCGCUGCCGAGGCCGCUUCAAAUCUACAUCUGCCACUGCACAGAAUGCCGACAUCAAUCUUCGUCCUCGUACGGUCUGACUACCAUCUUUCCCCAGUUCGACAUUCCGGCGCCUCAAGCAGAUAGUGACAGCCCAGAUGCCACUCCGCCAGCGGGGAUAGGCUCGUACACGCGGCCCACUUUGUCCGGCAGGCAGCUUGAAUGCUUGUUUUGCAAAAAUUGCGGAUCUAGACUGAUGCAUAGGGCUCGGGGCGACAGGACAUUAAGCGUGAAAGCUGGGUGCUUGAUUGGUUUAAGUAAAGAGCUCAUGAAGGACGCGGUUCAUAUCUGGUGUAAAGAAGCGGUAACCGAGAUUCCGGACGGAGUGGAAAGGUUCGAGGAGGAACCGGAUGGCGGGUCUCUGCAGUAA
Molecule: messenger RNA, 450 nt
Organism: Coccidioides immitis RS
Lineage: Eukaryota; Fungi; Ascomycota; Eurotiomycetes; Onygenales; Onygenaceae
Exons: 1
Coding region: 1-450 (149 amino acids)
Molecular function (GO): carbon-sulfur lyase activity
Source: RefSeq, a predicted model, not a curated record